AAAAAAAUGAAGAAGAAGAAGACGAAGAAGAAGAAGACGAAGAAGAAGAAGAACCAGUGUCGUUGAGUAAUUACUUUACCAAGAAAAUGGGAAGAAAAGUGACUCUUGCUACUUGUUCGUUGGAUCAGUGGGCCUUGGAGUUUGACGGCAACUUUGAGAGAAUACUGAAAAGUAUUGAGAUUGCCAAAGAACAUGGAGCCAAAUACAGACUGGGCCCAGAGCUGGAAAUCUGUGGGUAUGGCUGCGCAGACCAUUUUCAUGAAUCGGAUACAUUGCUCCACUGUUUUGAAGUUCUCAAGAAGCUUCUAGAAUCUCCCAUUACCCAAGACAUUAUUUGUGACGUGGGAAUGCCCAUCAUGCAUCGCAAUGUACGCUACAACUGCCGGGUGAUUUUUCUCAACAGACAAAUCCUACUGAUUCGACCAAAGAUGCUGAUGGCCAACCAUGGCAUCUACAGAGAGAUGCGUUGGUUCUCACCCUGGACAAAGUUUCGGACAGUUGAGGAAUACUUUCUGCCAAGAAUGAUCCAGCAGGUCACCGGGCAGGAUACAGUCCCAUUUGGAGACUGUGUGCUCUCUACCAAGGAUACCUGUAUUGGGACUGAGAUGUGUGAAGAGUUAUGGCAUCCCUCUAGUCCUCAUAGUCAGAUGGGUCUUGAUGGAGUUGAAAUCUUUACCAAUUCCUCUGCAAGCCACCAUGAGCUCCGCAAAGCAGACCAAAGAAUCAAUUUGAUCAAGUCUGCAACCCUCAAGAGUGGCGGUAUCUACUUGUAUGCAAAUCAGAGGGGUUGUGACGGAGACAGACUGUAUUAUGAUGGUUGUGCCAUGGUGGUUGUCAAUGGGGGCAUUGUGGCGCAUGGAGCACAGUUUUCUUUAACUGAGGUGGAGGUGAUCACAGCCACUCUGGAUCUAGAGGAUGUGCGCUGCUAUAGAGGAGAGUCUUGUCAGCUUCAGCUGGGAAGUGAAUUCAAACCAUGCUAUAGGAUCAAAGUUGACUUUUCUCUAUCCAGUAAUGAUGAUGACAUCUUCCUCCCCACCCACCAAGCGAUAACAUGGCACUUGCCUACGCCAGAAGAAGAAAUCAGCCUCGGGCCAGCUUGUUGGCUAUGGGACUACCUAAGGAGGAGUGGACAGGCAGGCUUUCUGUUGCCUUUGAGUGGAGGAGUUGAUAGCUCUUCUGUUGCCUGUAUUGUCUACUCUAUGUGUGUGCUGGUUUGUCAGGCAAUAGAAAAUGGCAAUAACCAGGUACUGGAAGACGUUCGCAGGUUAAUUGGGGAUGACACGUACUUUCCUCAGCAGCCAAGAGAGCUCUGUGGUCAUAUCUUUACUACUUGCUACAUGGGCAGUGAAAACUCAUCAGCAGACACAUGCGACCGUGCCAAAAAGUUGGCCAGUCAGAUUGGGAGCACUCAUAUGAACAUUAAUAUAGACAUGGCAGUAAAAGGCAUUCUGGGUAUCUUCUCAAUGGUUACUGGAAGGUGGCCUCAAUUCCUCGCCAAUGGAGGGAGUCACAGGGAAAACUUGGCGCUGCAGAAUGUGCAGGCAAGGGUAAGGAUGGUCCUGGCUUAUUUGUUCGCCCAACUGAGUCUCUGGAGUCGAGGAAAACCAGGGGGCUUACUGGUGCUUGGCUCAGCCAAUGUAGAUGAGAGUCUGACAGGUUAUUUUACAAAGUAUGACUGCUCAAGUGCUGACAUCAACCCUAUUGGAGGGAUUAGCAAAAAUGACCUGAAGAGUUUUCUUCAGUACUGUGUUCAGCAAUUCCAGCUCACAGCUCUUAGAAGCAUCCUGGCUGCUCCACCCACUGCUGAACUGGAGCCUCUGACUAAUGGACAGGUGUCGCAGACAGAUGAGGCUGACAUGGGGAUGACCUACUCCGAGUUAUCAGUAAUUGGACGCCUAAGGAAGAUCUCCAAAUGUGGACCUUAUAGUAUGUUCUCUAAACUCAUUCAGAUGUGGAAGGAUGUGUUGUCACCCACAGAGGUUGCAUACAAGGUUAAGCGCUUCUUCAGGAUGUACUCGAUGAACCGCCAUAAGAUGACAACAGUGACUCCAUCCUACCAUGCUGAGAGCUAUAGCCCUGAUGACAACCGCUUUGACCUUCGUCCUUUCCUCUACAACACACGCUGGAACUGGCAGUUUCAGUCUAUUGACCGUGAGAUAUCACAGAUGUCAACAAAAAUGCACUAGUACUAAGGUGUUCAUUCCUAAAUAAUAUUUGUGCAUGUCAAAAUAGUACACAUUUUUUGGGUUGGUUUGUAUUAAAUUCCAAACACAAUACAGUACAGGAAUUAACUGCAUCGGCAUUUUCUUUUGUUUAAUUAACCCCAAAUGGUUAAUAUUGUUUGGAACACUUCAGAAUUCAGCCUGCUGCUUUUGUCAGUCGUCACAUCAUUAAAUACAAGUGAAUCAACUCCAUCGGCAGCCAUACCUGCCACAACCAUGCUUCAUUAAUAUGGUGGUAUUUCAGGGUCAUAAAUAUUGUGACAGGGACACAAUUAAAAUUUUCUGGCAUCCAAACACCGUCACAUUGUAUUUGAAAUGAUGUGCUUUGACGACAGACUCUCAGUUUUAAUGUGAGGGUAUUUAUAUCCAAAUCGAGUGAAUGGAAUGGGAAUUACAUUUUUUUUUACAGUUUUUUUUGCGGUUCUCCCGCUUUUUAAGGGGCCAUAAGUUAUGGGGCAAGUUGCUCGUCAGCUUUAUCAUGGCCAGGUGGCAGGGCAGGUACUACAGGGCAGUUGGUUACCUUCUAUUCUAAUGAUAUGACUGCUGACAAAAGCACCAGGAUGUAUUUUGAAGUGUUGAGGUGAAUAUCUGCUCAUAUUCAGACAUCUUUGGAACUGAUUUGACAGUGUUUUGCAGUGCAAAUGUUCAAUGACCCAAAGCAUUCUCCAAAGGUAACCACAGUCAUUGACUGUAAGUAAAAAAAAAGUAGAAUGUUAUGCAAUGGUCAAGUCAAUCACCUGACCUGAAUCCGAUUGAGCAUGCAUUUACUUGCUGAAAACAAAACUGAGAAAAAACAGAAACUGAAGACAUUUGCAGUAGAGGCCUGGCAGGCAUCACCAGUGAUGAAAUCCAGCAUCUGGUAAUGUGUAUUUCAGACUUAAUUGACUGCAAGGGAUUUGCAACCAAAUAUGAGGAAAAUAAAAGUUUGAUUUACCAUUUACCAGCAUACACUGUAGAUGUAUGUACAUCGUUCACCCUCAAAUAAAGCUGAAAGUGCGGUUAAA
Messenger RNA from Syngnathus acus (greater pipefish), 3226 nucleotides. RefSeq names its product NAD synthetase 1 (gene nadsyn1). Gene Ontology annotation, molecular function: NAD+ synthase (glutamine-hydrolyzing) activity; ATP binding; glutaminase activity. The transcript has 21 exons. Gene Ontology annotation, biological process: NAD+ biosynthetic process. Gene Ontology annotation, cellular component: cytoplasm. The record is from RefSeq and is a predicted model, not a curated record. NCBI's taxonomy places the organism in Eukaryota, Metazoa, Chordata, Actinopteri, Syngnathiformes, Syngnathidae. The coding region runs from base 87 to 2186 and encodes 699 amino acids.